Histoplasma capsulatum G186AR is the source of this 1233-nucleotide messenger RNA. Its product is annotated as heterogeneous nuclear ribonucleoprotein HRP1. The record is from RefSeq and is a predicted model, not a curated record. The transcript is spliced from 7 exons. Bases 1 to 1233 code for a protein of 410 amino acids. Gene Ontology annotation, molecular function: RNA binding. Lineage: Eukaryota; Fungi; Ascomycota; Eurotiomycetes; Onygenales; Ajellomycetaceae.
AUGACUGAGCCAGAGGAUCUUGAGGAAGAUCUCUUUGCUGAUCUUUACGAUGCAGAUGACAACUCCCAGCACGCUGCUCCUCAAGCUGCUCCUCCUAGUUUCCCUGAACCCCAACCGCCCACCCAAAACGAAACGAACGCGCCUGCCGUACCUCCUCCCCAGCAACCAACUAGCGACAACAACCCGAGCCAUCAUACAGAACCUCAGUCGGAGCAGCAGCAUUCCGUAAAUGGAGACCAACGGAAUAGCGCCAACGAGCCGAUACCAAUGACUCAGGAGAGUGAUCAUAUUCCAGCCCAUGUAGAGCCAGGAAGUCAUGGGAGUCAUGGAACCGGUAUUAAAGAAGAUGGUGUUCUCGGAAAACCAGACAAUAAUCAGAACAAGGGUAUCGGAUUAUCAGCCAGCACGCUGGCAGAUCUGACUUCAGCUUUGCAUGAAUGCAUAUCCGACGAUGCUCUUGACAAAAUGUUUAUCGGAGGGCUGAAUUGGGAAACAACUGAUCAAUCACUCAAAGACUACUUUUCCCAAUUCGGGGAAGUCCAAGAAUGCACAGUAAUGCGUGACGGCGCCACCGGGCGUUCAAGAGGAUUCGGCUUCCUUACUUUCAAAGACCCCAAGACUGUGAACACGGUGAUGGUGAAAGAACAUUAUCUCGAUGGCAAAAUUAUCGACCCGAAGCGCGCCAUUCCUAGAGAUGAACAGGAGAGGACAAGUAAAAUAUUUGUCGGUGGAGUUAGCCAAGAGGCAACCGAACAAGACUUUAAACAGUUUUUUAUGCAGUUUGGUCGCGUUGUGGAUGCUACCCUCAUGAUCGAUAAGGAUAGUGGUAGGCCUAGAGGGUUUGGGUUCGUAACCUUUGACAGCGAGGCAGCCGUCGAAGCGACCCUCUCAGGACCGCUAGAAAUCCUCGGGAAACCGAUAGAAGUCAAGAAAGCACAACCUCGCGGGAACAUGAGGGAGGAGGACGAUCGAAGCAGGGGUUCGCGCCGCGGUAUGAGAGAUCAGCAGGAACGUUUCGGCAGGGACAAUGAUCGCUCUACCGGGCAGGAGAAUUCGCAGCAGCAAAGCACACAAAGUCAAGGAGGCUUGACGAGUGGAAUGAGCCCGCAGAUGAUGGCACAAUACUGGCAGCGUAUGCAGCAAUAUUUCGCGCUAAUGCAACAACAAAUGGCUGCCGCCGCAGCUCAAGGCCAACCUGCUGAAUUCCACCACAUUGGAGCAUGGCAGGUAUGA